GUUCAGCAGCAGCAAGGUUCUGCUAUGGAUACACUCUCUGUUUUUCUCCCUGAUCUCUUGCAUCUUCAUCAUCCAGCCAACUGUGAUAUUUACAGUGGCAGUGACUGUCUCCUUUUGCUUCAGGAAAAGAGCAGAUUUUUAUAGUUUCUCCAGUAUAAAAGAGUCUGAGGUAGAGACUUCAAAACUGUGCAGCCACAAUAGAGUUAAUCAACUGGCAGAGCGGUUCGGAACAUCUGCCUUUCCUCAGGAAAGAUGCUCGUACCUUGAAAAGGUGCUUAGAGCUCGUCAGCGAGCUCGGUACCUCCGCCUUGUGCGCCCACCGACCCCGGCUGAGCUGAGGAAAACUCGAGGGACGAAAAGAAGAGAGGCUGUUAUCCACAAGAUUCUCAGGGAUUUGUCUAUCUGUGGCUCCAUGCUCUUCCUCAUGCUGUGUAUAAAUUAUGGCAGCUCAUUUGCUGACCAUUACCACCUUAAUAAAGCUGUCAGAAAAGAGUUCAUAAGCAGAGGCCAUGAUAAUGCAUUUCUGUCCAUACAAAAGCAUGAGGACUGGUGGAAGUGGGCACAGACGAGUCUUCUUCAUUCACUGUACAACAAUACAACAGCUGCAAAUAAGUCCCACAUCUUGAUUGGAGAGCCAGUCCUGUGGAAGACAGAGUUGUCAAGCUCAUUUCAGGGCGAGCUCUCCAGUGUGACCCUUGUACCAGACUGCCUUCGGUUAUUCUUGUCUGGGACCAAAACAUCCACUCACCCACACUUAAGUGUCUCAGUUCCUAUGGCAACAGCGCCAAGGACAUGUGGUCUCCUUGGCUGCUACCUGGGACCGAGUGCUACAGUUGUCUUAGGACACACAAGGUCUGACGCUACGUCCAGACUGAAGCUCCUGCAUUCAGGUGGCUGGCUGGACAGACAGACGGUGGCCCUGAAGGUUCACUUUACAUUGUUCAGCCCUGCACCCAACUUAUUCACCAGUGUGACCAUGCUCACUGAGCAGAGCCCCACUGGUGUCCUGCUGACCUCUGCUAAAGUCCAGUCUGUUAGAGUUUAUCACACUCCUGCUGUGUGGGACUAUGUUGUCAUGGUGUGCCAG
Molecule: messenger RNA, 1087 nt
Organism: Plectropomus leopardus (leopard coralgrouper)
Lineage: Eukaryota; Metazoa; Chordata; Actinopteri; Perciformes; Serranidae
Source: RefSeq, a predicted model, not a curated record